Molecule: messenger RNA, 1863 nt
Organism: Hippocampus comes (tiger tail seahorse)
Lineage: Eukaryota; Metazoa; Chordata; Actinopteri; Syngnathiformes; Syngnathidae
Gene: cers3b
Product: ceramide synthase 3b
Exons: 13
Coding region: 306-1421 (371 amino acids)
Biological process (GO): ceramide biosynthetic process
Cellular component (GO): membrane
Molecular function (GO): DNA binding; sphingosine N-acyltransferase activity
Source: RefSeq, a predicted model, not a curated record
UCCUAAUGGGAAGGUUCCUGUUUCUCCUCCAAAAAAGCCUUGCAUUGACUCCUCCUUCUCUUCGACAGAAUGGGGCCCUUUGUAAGGGGGGGGUUCCCAGCAUUCCAGAGGGAAUUCCGACAGUCUUUGCAGUAAGUCUGGGGAGUGUGAUCAGCAAGACAGGCAAAGAGGGAGGGCACUAUAACAAGUUUUCCACCCAGGUGUCUUCAUAGAGAGAGAGACAGAGAAGAUCUAACAGGGUGUGUGUAAGCGGACUAAAUGACUUUGACACACUGCUUAUACAGCUGCCUUGAAAAGCCACAAGCAUGUUACACACGGUCACUGAGUGGCUGUGGUGGGAGCGUUUGUGGCUGCCCGUGAACGUCUCAUGGGCGGACCUGGAGGACCGCGACGGUCGCGUCUACGCCAAAGCCUCCCAGCUGUACGGCGUGCUUCCUAUUGCCCUCUGCCUGCUCAUUGUCAGGUUCCUUUUUGAGAGGUUGGUGGCCGCGCCGCUGGCCGACGUUUGUGGUGUCAAAGACAGACUACGUCGCACUGUUGAGCAAAAUGCCAUCUUGGAAAACUACUUUUGUGCCAAAGCGUCUGUUCCGUCACAGGCGGACGUUCGGGCUCUGUGCAAGAAGACAAGCUGGACCGAGCGAAGAGUUCAACUGUGGUUCCGGAGGAGGCGGAACCACCAGCGUCCAGGUCUUCGCAAGAGAUUCUGUGAGGCCAGCUGGAGAUGUGUAUUCUAUUUUUUUGCAUUUAUUGGCAGCAUUGUCGCCCUCCACGAUAAACCCUGGUUUUACAAUCUGAAGGAGGUUUGGGCAGGCUUCCCUAAACAGUCGUUGCUGCCAUCCCAGCACUGGUAUUACUUCCUGGAAAUGGGCUUCUACCUUUCGCUGCUCCUCAGCCUCACGUUCGAUGUGAAGCGGAAGGACUUUAAAGAGCAGGUGAUCCACCACAUCGCUACGCUGACUCUGCUGGCAUUCUCGUGGAUCUCCAACUACAUCCGCGUGGGCACCAUCGUGAUGGCGCUCCAUGACUCGGCCGACAUCCUGCUCGAGGGUGCAAAAGUGCUCAACUAUGCUAAGUGGCAUAAGAUGGCUAAUGCCAUGUUUGUAGUCUUCACUAUCCUUUUCAUGCUGACCAGACUCGUGAUUUUUCCUUUUUGGGUGAUCCACUGCACGUGGGUGUAUCCACUCGAGAGCUAUCCCGCGUUCUUUGGCUACUAUUUCUUCAAUAUCAUGCUGCUGGUGCUCCAGAUGCUGCACAUCUACUGGGCCUUCCUGAUAUCAAAAAUGCUCUUCAAGUGUCUCUUCAGCAAGCUGGAAGGGGACGACAGGAGCGAUGAAGAGGAGGAUGACAGCGAGGAGGAGAGAAACUACAAGCGGACUCAUAUGAACGGUGCCGGAAUCCGGGGCCAAGCCAAUGGUCAUUGAUGGAAUAGGAAGAGUGACUUGGACAAAAUCUCAGUAGACUGUAUAGAAAUCACAGUGUGGUGCAUCCAGAAAGUAUUCAUUGCAAUUCACUUUUUCCACGUUUUGUUUGGUCAGAGGAUUAUUUCCAGCGGUGCCUUGACAUAGAAAUGCUCAAAUUUAUGCUUUUUGGGCUUGAUCAAUUUUUAUUUUAUUUAUUACUUUAUUUUUUUGCUUCUGAAGUGCUUUAAUACCCUCACAUGUGGGCAAGGAGAGUAAACCAUCAAAUGUGAACACUCGCAAGGACCUGCUUAAGAUCACAACUAACCCCUCGACACUCACACUAACAACUUGACUCCAUCUCCUGAGAUCACAAGGCGACACCCCCUUAAAGGCAUUCUCGUUUAUUGUUUUUAUAUCAUAGUUUUUGUGUUUGGUUUUUAAAAUAAACACACAUAACAAAUAA